This is a messenger RNA of Fusarium proliferatum ET1, 570 nucleotides long. RefSeq lists its product as uncharacterized. Bases 1 to 570 code for a protein of 189 amino acids. The transcript has 2 exons. Lineage: Eukaryota; Fungi; Ascomycota; Sordariomycetes; Hypocreales; Nectriaceae. The record is from RefSeq and is a predicted model, not a curated record.
AUGACCCUCUCUCUGUCUCUGUCUCUACAACACGCCCACACUCUUUGGCUCCUCUGGCCAAUGCCUCAUCUCGGACCUCAAACGCAACCGCAAGACGAGCCAAUGUUACAGGUUAAGCACCCUUCGGCUCCAACCGGAGUCUGUGGCGCUGCAAGACGGAGGCAACUCAAAUUUUGGGUUCCCUCUUCUCGAUCUGUAACCAGGUGUCUGGUCGUCCGUCUGUCCUUGGAGGCGGCCCGGUCCCCUCUUUCUCCGCCACAGAUUCCAAGCAGCUGGCUCAAUAACCGUCAACCUGGAUAUGCGUCCCAGUCAGUCAGUCGUUAUUCAGCCUUCCAGCCAGUGACCGCUCCCACUUCCACCUCCACAGAGCAACAGAUAGCGGUGCGUUUAGAGGGAUCUGCCAUCCCUUGCCUUGACGCCCCAAACCCGACGCCAUCAACUGGUUUAGACUCCUCGGCUUCUGUCCCCCUUGUCCCCGUCUCCAUCCGUCGCCGUAGACUGGUUCAACGUCCUAGAACUUGCAGAGGAGAGGGUGCCUCUACGGUAGUGCGUGCCAAAAUGUCCCUCUAA